Sclerotinia sclerotiorum 1980 UF-70 is the source of this 285-nucleotide messenger RNA. RefSeq lists its product with no specific name. The transcript is spliced from 3 exons. Bases 1 to 285 code for a protein of 94 amino acids. Lineage: Eukaryota; Fungi; Ascomycota; Leotiomycetes; Helotiales; Sclerotiniaceae. The record is from RefSeq and is a predicted model, not a curated record.
AUGUGCAUCAGGUGGGAACACGUGUCAGUGAAAUAUGCGGAGACUUCGGGAGACUUUUUUUCAGAUCGGGGAUCUGAGUUCAUGUCACUUGUUGUGGUACAGAGAUACGGAUGGCUAACAAGUCAAGAUGCACCCUCAAAUUAUCACAAACGGCGUGUCACUUAUUGCCCUUGGUUGUACAGUAACAGGCUUUACAUCCUUCAAGCUAUAGUAGUCAUCUGGCGUCACAGUCAACGAGAUGAGUGGCACAGAAGAACAAAGCCGAAUCUCAUAGCGUUGAUGUAA